Molecule: messenger RNA, 1488 nt
Organism: Nannizzia gypsea CBS 118893
Lineage: Eukaryota; Fungi; Ascomycota; Eurotiomycetes; Onygenales; Arthrodermataceae
Exons: 1
Coding region: 1-1488 (495 amino acids)
Source: RefSeq, a predicted model, not a curated record
AUGGCAUUCCAUCGAAGAGCGUCUUCGAUUGAUACCCUUCGGUGCACAACUCCUUAUAUCGCGUUUCCACCGCGCGGCGAGCCCUGGGAAAGCUUUUGCUCAAGAGCCAUGUCAACAACCUCACAUGCACAUCCAGAGUUGAGUGACAGUGAAGAGCAGCAGCAACAGGGGCUCGACCAGGAGCAAAAGCGAGCUACGCGUUGUCCUCAGCGAUCUUGGACAACGGCUGAUGAUGGCAACUGGUCAAGAUACGUCGCGGAUAGGGCACCAUUCACGUUAUGGGAUAGCUCCCAACAAGAUUUUCGCUAUCCCACAGGCCCUGAGAAACAAUGGAUAAUGAGCACUUUCUCUGCAACUGGGCUGACUAUCUCAUGGCCGGAAAUUUUUAUUGAGACAGCUUCACCUCCAACCCCAGUGCCUCUGACGGUAGCCUGUGUACCAUGUCUAUUUAUUCCACCUGGCCACCCAGCGCAGCCUCUAUCCGCGGACAUCAGCUAUUGUGACCCGAGACUUCCCGACCCCGUCCCAGUGCAGUUCCAUUACAGUAAAUGGGGCAGGCCAUCUAAACAGGAGUACGAAGUGGUGUUCCGUAAGCUUAGCGACAUCAUGAACAUUAGAGCAAUCAACUUCGUUCACUCCAUGAUCAUUAUCGAACUCAGAGCUGACGAUGGACGGGAGUACGAAAGGAGAUCGCUCCCAGGAAGAGUUGCGAAUCAUCUGACGUUAUACCAUCAUAACGAAACGCCGUUCUGGGACCUGAAGGUCCAAGGACGAGAGCGCGUAAUAAAACCGACCGGCAACCUCCAUGACAUGACAAAUUAUCUUUCGACAGAACUACACAGCCUCUGCCCUGGCGUUAGAGUGGAAAGUGGGACAACAUCUAGGCACGGAGGCUACCUUGAUUUGACCAUGGCCACCACCGCUGGUGUUUUACUUAGGUCGUGUAGUGAGGGCCAGAGACUGACUGUGUCGAAUCACGGUUUCCCCCACUCCGAUGAUGUGUACCAUCCUUCAUCUUCCCCCGAUGGACUCUGCAUAGGACAGAUAACUGAACGUUUCAUGGCUCUUGACGUUGCCCUGGUCCAACUUCAUCCGUCGACAUCCUUCACGAAUGACGAGUAUUUUGAGUCUCAACCACCCAAGAGACUUGUUCGCUCAAAUGAAGUGCCGCUUAACACCUGGUGUACGCUUGAUGGAAUGGCAAGUGGUUUGAUAUUUUUAAGAGUCGCCGGGAUCCAGGUUGUACCACCUCCUCAGGUCCCAGGCAUCCAAGUCGAUUUUACCAGGUUUCAAACAGAAAAUAUAUACAGAUAUAUUGGUCCUGCGGGAGCAGAGGUCUGUGCCGGAGUAUGCGGUGCGCCUAUUGUUAUUGAUGAAGAUGAACGUGGCGGAGUUGUUGGGUUCUUUCAGCUGGGAGAGCGAGGUGCAGACUGGGCGUUGGCGCCGUGCCUUGAUGAGUUAAUCGAUAGGGGAUGGACGGUUGUGUAA